AUGGCCUCAGUCUCGGUCGUCAAUCCCACAGAUGUCUUGCGAAAAUCUGCUGCUCUGGCGGCAAACUGUAAUGCAGCGCGGGGUCUAUCAGAAGUUCUUCGAACGAAUUUAGGACCUCGAGGGACGCUGAAGAUGCUUGUUGGAGGAGCUGGACAAAUAAAAGUCACGAAAGAUGGAAACGUUCUGCUCCACGAAAUGCAAAUUCAACAUCCAACGGCUGCAAUGAUUGCCCGAGCGUCAACGGCACAAGAUACAAUCACGGGCGAUGGGACGACUUCUGCAGUUUUGAUCAUCGGAGAGCUCAUGAGAAAUGCGGAGCGCUACUUGGCAGAAGGCGUUCACCCUCGUUUGAUUUGCGAUGGAUUUGAUCGUGCGCGAACUGAAAUUCUGAAAGUAUUGGAGGAAGCGAAGAUCCCGUGUUCAGCAGAUGAUCGCGAAUUAUUGCAAUGUGUCGCCCGUACCUCUUUGAAGACGAAACUUCAACCAAAGAUCGCAAAUCAAAUUACAGAUAUCGUUGUUGAUGCAAUUCAGUGCAUUCAUAAACAAGAUGUUCCAAUUGAUCUGUUCAUGGUGGAGCUGCUGCAUAUGAAAGAAACAUCUAGCACUGAUACGCGAUUCGUGAGAGGAAUGGUGAUGGAUCACGGAGCAAGACACCCGGACAUGCCAAAGCGACUCAAAGAUUGUUUCGUAUUGACGUGCAAUGUGUCGUUGGAGUACGAAAAAACAGAAGUCAACUCGGGAUUCUUUUACAGUUCCGCUGAACAAAGAGAAAGGCUUGUCGAUGCUGAGAGGAGGUUCACUGAUGAAAAAGUGAAGAAAAUUAUCGAACUCAAACGAACGGUGUGUACACCGGAAAACAAGAAGUCUUUCGUUGUCUUCAAUCAAAAGGGAAUUGAUCCUCCUUCCUUGGACCUUUUGGCGAAGGAUGGGAUCUACGCACUCAGAAGGGUAAAGCGCAGAAACAUGGAACGUCUCACUCUUUGCUGUGGAGGAAACGCUGUUAACUCUGUCUACGAUCUUGUCGAGGGAGAUCUUGGAUUCGCAGGAGAGGUGUACGAGGAAACGUUGGGAGACGAGAAAUGGACGUUUGUCGAGGGUGUACGGAAUCCUGAAUCGUGCGCUAUUCUUGUCAAGGGCCCUAACGACCAUACAAUAGCGCAAAUUAAGGAUGCAAUCAGAGAUGGUUUGAGAGCCGUCAAGAACGCAAUUGAAGAUCAAUGCGUCGUUCCGGGUGCUGGAGCUUUCGAAGUUGCUGCUUAUUCCCGAUUAAUGAAUGUCAGUCGACACGACGUAUCUGGUAAAGCAAAGUUUGGCACUCAAGCGUUUGCCGAAGCCAUGCUUGUGAUUCCCAAGACAUUGGCAGAAAAUUCGGGGCUUGACGCUCAGGAUUGCAUUCUCUCAUUGGUGGAAGAACAUGACAAAACAAAGUGUCUCGUUGGGUUGGAUCUAGUUACUGGCAAGCCAAUGUCUCCCAUGGCGGAAGGAAUUUGGGACAACUACCGCGUCAAGCGACAGCUCUUGUCCCUCGCACCCACACUAGCACAACAACUUCUAUUGGUUGAUGAGAUCAUCAAGGCUGGAAAAACAAAUGGGUGGUUCAAAAUAGAUGCUUUGCUUCCACUGUUUCUUUUGCUAACAUCUAAAACCGGCACUAACAGAUCCAUACUUCUCUCGAUAUCUCUCGAUUUCCGUGAGGUUGGGCGCUUCUUGAGUGUUGGUGUUUAA
This is a messenger RNA of Condylostylus longicornis, 1725 nucleotides long. RefSeq lists its product as uncharacterized. Gene Ontology annotation, biological process: protein folding. Gene Ontology annotation, cellular component: chaperonin-containing T-complex. The record is from RefSeq and is a predicted model, not a curated record. NCBI's taxonomy places the organism in Eukaryota, Metazoa, Arthropoda, Insecta, Diptera, Dolichopodidae. Gene Ontology annotation, molecular function: ATP hydrolysis activity; ATP binding; ATP-dependent protein folding chaperone.